Messenger RNA from Nasonia vitripennis (jewel wasp), 2666 nucleotides. RefSeq names its product transcription factor IIIB 90 kDa subunit (gene Brf). Lineage: Eukaryota; Metazoa; Arthropoda; Insecta; Hymenoptera; Pteromalidae. Gene Ontology annotation, molecular function: RNA polymerase III general transcription initiation factor activity; RNA polymerase III type 3 promoter sequence-specific DNA binding; TBP-class protein binding. The record is from RefSeq and is a predicted model, not a curated record. The transcript is spliced from 15 exons. Gene Ontology annotation, biological process: transcription preinitiation complex assembly; DNA-templated transcription initiation; transcription by RNA polymerase III. Gene Ontology annotation, cellular component: transcription factor TFIIIB complex; nucleus; transcription preinitiation complex. Bases 170 to 2176 code for a protein of 668 amino acids.
AGCAAAAAAAUCCUUCUGCGAAACUGUCGAGCUGAGUAUAUCUCGUGCGUGCGUGCUGAUGCCAUCAAAUACUUCAAUGAGUUUCGAUAGCAUUUUAGAGAGUUGGUGAUUUUUAAAUUUUACUUGUCGAUCCAAUUUCAUAAGAGGACGUCAUAAUAAAGCUGUCAAGAUGUCGGGCGGAAAGUGUAAGAACUGUGGUUCGACCAACAUUGAAACAGAUCCAGCUCGAGGAGAUGCAGUCUGUACGGAGUGUGGUUUUGUCUUGGAAGACAAUAUCAUUGUCAGUGAGACGACGUUCGAAGAAACUCCAUCUGGCAAUAUGAUGAUGAUUGGUUCUUUCGUCUCUAAUGAGAGUUCUGGCGGUGCAACGGGCUUUGGUGCAGGCUACCUGGUCAGUGGAAAAGAAUCGAGAGAGAUCACAUUACAAAACGCAAAAAAGGGCAUCACACAUUUGUGCAGACAAUUGCAAUUGAAUCAACACUGUAUCGACACCUCAGUGAAUUUUUAUAAAAUGGCAUUGAACCGGCAUUUAACUAGAGGAAGAAAACAGGCACACAAUCAUGCUGCAUGUGUGUAUAUUACUUGUCGUACAGAAGGCACUGCGCAUAUGCUGAUAGAUAUUAGUGACGUUUUGCAAAUUUGUGUGCAUGAAUUGGGAAGGACAUAUUUGAGGUUUACACAAGCAUUGUGCAUCAACAUUCCUUCUAUGGAUCCGUGUUUAUACAUAAUGCGCUUCGCAAACAAGCUUGAAUUUGGAGACAAAACUCACGAGGUAUCGAUGACCGCGCUGCGCGUUGUUCAAAGAAUGAAGAGGGAUAGCAUCCACAGCGGCCGAAGGCCAUCUGGCCUCUGCGGCGCAGCCCUACUGAUGGCUGCCCGACUGCACGAGUUCAACCGGUCCCCCAGCGAUAUCAUCAAGAUCGUCAAGGUUCACGAAUCGACUUUGAGGAAAAGACUGAUAGAAUUUGGUGAGACUCCCUCGAGCGCUUUGACUCUGGACGAAUUCAUGACAGUGGACCUGGAGGAGGAACAGGAUCCACCGGCGUUCAAAGCCGCUCGGAAGAAAGACAGAGAACGGCUGCAGAAGCUGGAUAACAUUGCCAACGAGUUCAGCGAGCUUCGGUCGGAAAUCGAUCGUCAGCUCGAGGAGCAGAAAUCUGCGAAAGGAAGAUUGAAAAAUUCUGCUGCUGUGGAAGAAUCCGAUGCGAACAGGUUCAUCAUAGAGGCGAAUAAGACCGUAAUCGAGAAGUGCGUUGACGGAAAGGACCCCGACGACCCCGACGACCCCGACGAGUUGCCAGCGGUGGAUAAUAGCGUGCGACGAAAUGAUAGCUCACUUGCCUCUGGAUUAGGACCCGAUAUAGCGUCCAUGGGCUUGACGACGUCUUUUCACGGUAAAGAGGACGCGAGCAAGGAAUCGUCGGCGCUGUCGUUUGAAAACCUGGAGGGUGAAAUCGAUAUUACAGAUUUGGAUGACGAAGAACUAGACAGUUACAUUAUGUCGGAAAAAGAGGCUCAAUUCAAAAGUAGUUUGUGGAACAAAGUUAACGAAAAAUACUUGCAAGACCAAAAAGAGAAAGAGGAGAAACGGCAAAAGGAAUUGGCGGAAGGUAAACCAGAGAAGAAAAAGAGAAGAACAGCCAAGAAGAAAAAUCAGAAUCCAGCCAAUAGUGCAGGAGAAGCAAUAGAAAAGAUGCUGCAGGAAAAGAGAAUAUCUACAAAAAUCAAUUACGAAGUAUUGAAGAGUUUGAGCGCCACUCCUGCAGCACCCAAAUCGCCACAAAAAAUACCCGAUGAUAUAUCCUUUGUUACGCCCAAAAAAGUAGAUAUUAAGGAAACCUCUCCAGUAAUAAGCCCUACCGUUAAAAAAGUACAACCUAAGGUAAUAGAAAUAAGUAGGAGAACACCAAACGUGAAGAUACCAGCUGCCAGAAAAAGAAAAAUUUCCGACACAGAACCUGCACCUCCAGUGGAAGCAGCAGAAGAACCUGUGCCUGUACCAUUAUAUGUGCCUCCAGCAGAAUAUGACGCGGGUAACGAUGUCGACGAAGCCGACGACUAUCUGGAUGAAGAAGCAGAGCCAGAGCCAGAUCCGGCUGAAAUGUCAGUUGGUCGAUUGCUAGGACGUCAGGACGACGUCGAUUAUGGAUAUGGUUACGACGAAGAAGAUUAUUAAAGUAUUUAUUAUCAAUAUUUCUUAAUAUUUUUUCUCGCUGCAAGCAGCAAAGAAUAUUUUAGACUUUGUCGAACAAACCGAAAAAAUUCAGUGAUGCAUUUAACACUGAAAACGUGAAGACUGAAACGGCAAAAAAUGCGAUUUUCUGUUUAAAACCAUUCACCUUCCAUAGUAUUUUAAACAUUGUUGGUCCAUCUAUUUAUUAAAAGAAAAUUGUGAUUUUAAUCAUUUUAUAUUUAAACUAGGUUUCAAGUAAGUUAGUUUUUUUAAGGCACAGUAACUGUUAUUUUCUUUCCUCUAAGAUUUUCUCAAAUGGUUUUUUAUUUAUUAUUUGUUUUACUCGUAUCGAUUUUUCGUUAAAUGCCUAGAAUAUUGUUGAGUUUCCGUGAACUAAAACUAGAUAGUCGUAUAUAGGUAUAUAAUUUAUACAAUUCUUAACAAUGUCAUGUUAAGCUUUUUACAAAGUGAUAAAAAAUAAAAAAAUGUUUAA